Marmota monax (woodchuck) is the source of this 1165-nucleotide messenger RNA. RefSeq names its product cationic trypsin-3. The record is from RefSeq and is a predicted model, not a curated record. NCBI's taxonomy places the organism in Eukaryota, Metazoa, Chordata, Mammalia, Rodentia, Sciuridae. Gene Ontology annotation, molecular function: serine-type endopeptidase activity. Gene Ontology annotation, biological process: proteolysis. Bases 94 to 837 code for a protein of 247 amino acids. The transcript has 5 exons.
UGUGGCCAUGGGUGUCAAUGACAAACUGUAGGUAUAAAUACCUGUGGGUGGAAAGCCUCCAUUCCAUUCCCGGUCCAGACUCAGUGAGCAGCCAUGAAGACCUUCAUUCUCCUUGCUCUCCUGGGAGCUGCUGUUGCUUUUCCUACUAAUGAUGACGAUGACAAGAUUGUUGGGGGCUACACCUGUCGGAAGAACUCCCUGCCCUACCAGGUGUCGCUGAAUGUUGGCUACCACAACUGUGGUGGCUCCCUCAUCAGUUCCCAGUGGGUGGUCUCUGCGGCUCACUGCUACAAGUCCCGGAUACAGGUGCGUCUGGGAGAACACAACAUUGACGUCGUCGAGGGGGACGAGCAGUUCAUUCAGGCAGCCAAGAUCAUCCAGCACCCCAGCUAUAAUAAGAACACCUACGAUAACGACAUCAUGCUGAUCAAACUGAGCUCCCCUGCCACCAUCAACUCUCGAGUGUCUGCUGUCUCCCUGCCGAGAUCCUGUCCAUCUGCUGGGACUCAGUGCCUCGUGUCUGGCUGGGGCAACACUUUGAGCAGUGGAACCAAGUAUCCUUCCCUCCUGCAGUGUCUGGAUGCCCCUGUGCUCUCUGACACUUCUUGCCGCAACGCCUACCCAAGCAAGAUCACUAGCAAUAUGUUCUGCCUGGGCUUCCUGGAGGGGGGAAAGGACUCUUGCCAGGGUGAUUCUGGUGGCCCUGUGGUCUGCAAUGGUGAACUCCAGGGUGUUGUGUCCUGGGGAUAUGGCUGUGCUCUGAAGGGCAAACCCGGUGUGUACACCAAGGUCUGCAAAUACGUGAAUUGGAUUCAGCAGACAAUUGCUGCCAACUAAACACCUUUAUCUCUUCAUAAUGCACUCCUGCUAUCUACUUCACCUUCCUUCAGCACCAAAAAUCCUUAUCUGAACAAAAACACUGUGUUCCACAUUUCAUCUUUCCAAGAAUUUUCUUUGCUUGAAAUUGAUUAGCUUUCUUUUAAAACUUUUUACUAGGUAGGAAGAUGGGCAAAGAGCUGAACUAUUGUAUGGCGAGAAUUUGAAGGUUGUUUACUCAUUCAAUAAAAACCAAUAUAACAUACAAAUAUAUAUUUACUGAUAACCUACUGUACAGUAUACUCUGACAUCAAUCCUAUAAAGAUAAAUAAAUUCAUUAUUACCAUCA